Grosmannia clavigera kw1407 is the source of this 471-nucleotide messenger RNA. RefSeq lists its product as uncharacterized. The transcript has a single exon. The record is from RefSeq and is a predicted model, not a curated record. Bases 1 to 471 code for a protein of 156 amino acids. NCBI's taxonomy places the organism in Eukaryota, Fungi, Ascomycota, Sordariomycetes, Ophiostomatales, Ophiostomataceae.
AUGUCCAUCACAUCACUGCUGAAUCCAGCCGGGUCAAGCAGACCGGAAUCGCCGUCGUCAGAGACAUCUUCGCGCUGGCCAUCGCCGUCCGCCUUAUCGUCGUCAUCAGCAUCCACGUCCGGCUCAGCUGUCGCCAUGCAAUCGCCGGCAGCAGCCUACUACAGCGACAGGGUGGUCAUGACAGCGGCCGGCCACGCCAUCCCGGGCGCAAAGCCGCCACAGAUGCAACGGCUACGGCUUCCGGCCCAUGUAGUCACCGAAUUUGUGCGGGCGCGGCCAAAGGGCACCGUCUACUUCCGUCCAUUCCAGUCCGGCCUGGACGCCAGGGCGAAGCGUGCGGUGGAAGAUUUCCGCGUCUUCCCGUUUGGCCGAAUCGAGGAGUAUUGUCGGCAUAUUCCGUAUGCCAGCGGAAAGAAGGACUUUCACCAGAAGACCGGCCGCGAAGGCUUUGAAGGCACGUACAGGAGGUAG